Trichobilharzia szidati is the source of this 3298-nucleotide messenger RNA. The record is from the annotation of a GenBank genome assembly. NCBI's taxonomy places the organism in Eukaryota, Metazoa, Platyhelminthes, Trematoda, Strigeidida, Schistosomatidae.
GUAAAGUUAAGAGAUUUGCAGUGUGUUUUAUUGUUGUAUGACGUCGUUGUCGUUAGGAUAUUACCCCUCGUGUGAUGUGACAGUUGCAGCAGCAGUAUCCCUGGGAGCACAAGGGUCAGUCUCAACAACAGAUGACAGACAACAAACGCUUAUUUAUCCAUGCGUUAAAAUAAUGAAUAUUACCGGUUUUGAUGCUGAAAAAUUCAAAAUUAUCAAAGGUGAAUAUACACCACUUGCAUGUUAUGGUGAAUUACGUGUAAAUUAUUGCAUUACACGUGAUAUUCCCUUCUUAUCGAAUUCACUGAUUACAAAUUGGUCUCAGACACAAGUGAAUCUUGAUCGAAAAUUAUUUAAUGAAGCCUUUGAAUUACCUCUACCAUAUAAUGCAUUAUAUGAUUAUAAUGGAAUAUGUUUUGUUUUAUCCUCUACAUACACUGAUAAAAAAGGUAUGCAUGAACAAUUGAUAGCUGGGGCAAAUAUGAAGUUAUAUAAUUCUAAAAAAGUUUUUCGACAAGGAAUCUAUGAAAUUGAACUGCAUCCCUUAGAACCAUUAAAAGUUUAUCGAUUAGAAGAUGUUGAAAAGUUGAUAAAUAAUCCUGAGUUUGAUGCAAAGCCAUCAAAUAUGGAUAGUAUGAAUCAAAUUCUUAAAACUAAUCGUAAACAUCUGCGAAAUGAGUUAUUAGAAACUCCAUUGGAUCGAUAUUGUAUGCCAGAUGUAGAACGUGCAAUUGAUGAAGCUAAACGAGCCAGUGGACGUUUAUUUUUAAGUGUCAAAUUUGAAUUUUCACGAAAUUAUCCAAAUAUUUAUAUGCCUGUGAUAUUUCAACGUCCGGUCAUUCAAGAACAAUCCGAGUUACGAGUUGACCGAUGGAAUCCAGUUGAUGAAAAGUAUUUCAAGAUGACACGUAAUGCUCGAACAGCUGAUGUGGAUCGUGCUCGUAAACCUAAUAAAGAUACAUUAGAUAGACUGAAGCUUAUCCUUGAUUUACCACCAGGAUUAAAUAUAUCCGAAUCAGAUGGUGAUCUUAUCUGGAAGUAUCGAUUUUAUUUAUCUGAUAAAUUUCCUGAAACAUCUUUAGCCAAAUUUAUUCUGUCUGUACGUUGGGAGUAUCCAGAACAAGUGAAUCAAGCUGUUGAAUUGCUAAGACAAUGGCCUACAAUAGCACCUGAACAUGUUCUUGAACUGUUUACACGUCAAUUUCUUCAUCCAGCUGGCCGAAGAUUUGCUGUGCAUCGGUUAGAAGCUGCUAGUGAUGAAGAACUUAUUCUCUACUUAUAUCAACUUGUUCAAGCUUUACGCUAUGAGAAUUGGCAUGAUAUAUUUUCAGUACAACCUGAAGAAAGCAGUCAAUCAAGAAGGUCUAAUACUUCAUCGAAUGUAACAAAAGAUGCUAAUGUCGACGAAGUAAUAAAAUCAUCAGAUGUCAAGUUGACUCGUAGAAAGUCAUCUACGUCAUCAUUAUCUUCAUCGUUUCGUCGACGUGCUGGGAGUGGAGUCGCUGAUACAUCGAAAUCAACAAUAUCAACAGCACAAAAUGCUGAACGGAAUCGUGAAGAAUUAACUGGAUGGCAUUCGGAUUUGAAAAAUGAUUGGAAGGAAGAUUUAGCCAGUUUUCUUAUACGACGUGCUCAAUUAAAUUUUCGUAUUGCAAAUUAUCUUUACUGGUUUUUACGACUGGAAGCAAAUAACGGGAGUAGUGAGGCAGACGGUGAUGGUGAUGAUGCUGGUGGGGGUUUUGGUGGUAGCGGAGGCGGCGGCGGUGGUGGUGGCAGCGGUGGUAGUCGAGCAGAUGUGUUGAAUUCACCAGAUACACAGAAAAUGUAUAAACAUGUAUUAAAUAGACUUCUACAUGCUUUUGAUGCUAGUGGUCCUACCUGUCAAAAAUGGAAUGUUGAAUUAUUACAGCAAACACAAUUCAUCCAGGAUUUAUGCCGAUUAUUAAAAUCUGUUACCAAUGAUCUGGGUAAUCGUUCACGUAAAAUUGAAUUGCUAAGACUGAAGUUAGAAAGUGAAGAGUAUGCACAUUUAAGACAGAUUGACAAACCUUUCCCAUUCCCAUUAAAUCCUGAUAUUAUUAUCUGUGGGAUACAAUCAUCAACAGCUACAUUAUUCAAGAGUUUUCAAAAACCUGCAUUACUGACAUUCAUUCAACCGAAUGGUGAUACUUAUCGUGCAAUUUUAAAGCAUGGUGAUGAUUUACGCCAAGAUCAAUUAGUUUUACAAAUGAUUGAAUUAAUGGAUGUAAUUCUUCGAAAAGAGAAUUUCGAUCUUAGACUUACACCUUAUAAAGUUUUGGUUACAGGUUCUCGUCAUGGAUUAGUUCAAUUUAUAGAGUCUGUUUCACUGGCUGAUAUACUGCAUAAAUCAACUUUAUUAGCUUAUUUACAAAUGAAAGCGCCAAGUUCAACUGGUCCUAUGGGUGUUCAAAAGGAUGUAAUGGAAACGUAUAUUCGUUCUUGUGCUGGUUAUUGUGUUAUCACCUAUCUGCUUGGUGUUGGUGACCGGCAUAUGGAGAAUCUACUGCUUACAGUUGACGGUCAUUUAUUUCAUAUUGACUUUAGUUUUAUACUUGGCGCUGAUCCUAAACCAAUGGCACCUGAGGUCAGAUUAACUCGUGCUAUGAUUGAUGCAAUGGGUGGACCGAAUUCAAGUCAAUUUAAUGAAUUCUGGAAGAUCACUUUUACAGCUUUUCUAAUUUUACGACGACAUGCCAAUUUAUUUUUAACCUUAUUCUCCUUGGUAUCGAAUACAGGGAUACAGAGUACUGUUAGUGGACAGAGUAAUGCUUCUGAAUUCUUAAAAGAACACUUUUGUGUACAUCAGUCAGAAGAGAGAGCUGUUAGUCGAUUAGCUAAUCGUAUGACUGAAUCAAUCAAAGCUAUUGUACCUGAUAUUAUGGAACGAAUACAUACUAUUGUACAGUAUAUGAGGAAUUAAGAAUCCAUUUUGCCAAACAAAUGUGAUCUACAUUUACGUAUAUACAUCAAUUUUGUGAAUAUUACUGAAAGUUUUCCCCCUUUGAUUCUGUCUCUUCCCCUCCUCCCCCUUCCCUGUUUAUUUUUUUCAUCUAAUUAAUCUCUUCUUUGUUUUUGUUUAAUUAUGUGACAGAAAUCAUGAACUCUUCUUUUUUUACACUUGUUUUUUUAGUUUAUUUACGUAAUUAUUUUCAAUUGAAUAAAAAGAGAGGUGAUUAUUCAUUUUUUUUCUUUUCAUUACAACCGAAUUUCUGUAAUCAAUUGAUUAAUUUUAAAAAAAAUUGUAUAACAAUAUAAUUAUAAUAAAAGUCGCAAUAAUUGA